GACAACAACAUCGAGUCAAUACUACAGCUGCUCGAGAAGGGAGAUGUUUCGACAAGUGCACAUUUACAACUCGUGCGAGCCACAAAUUGGCAACAAUACUCUGUCGGGCCCAUAUCAUCCUGGCCUCGAGAGCUAUCUACCGUCAUUUACAUGUUAAUGAUAUCGCCCCGCCCACAAUGCUUGGUACUUGGAGAAGAAAAUCUGUUGCUAUAUAACCGAGCCUAUGGCAAAAUGGUCAGAGAUCUUCACCCCAGAAUCUUUGGCCAACCCUUGGACAGUGUGAAAGAAUGGCAGAGCUACGGAGCCCAAAUGGCCGCACAUAGACGAGGCGCUGCAACUCCGCUACCCACUCACGCAUAUCCUUCCUUUGUCGUACCAAUGUUGAAUCAGGGCAGAUUAGAGAAUGUUCACCUGCGGCUCGACAUCGCAACAUUACCACCGUCUAUCAAAGGCUUUCACUUAUGCUUCGAGGAGACUACGGACCACGACUUGCGCGAGCGGAGACAUUCGACCGUGCGUGAGUUGUCCAAAGUUUGGAGUGCAGCAAGCGAUCUUCCUUCGUUAUGGCAAGUCAUACUGCAAAGCCUUUCCGAACACCCCCAAGAUUUUCCUAUGGCAGCGAUAUACUCUACGAGGAAAUCCAAAGACUCGUAUUGUGAGCAAGCGAGAGACUCCGAUACAGCUAUCUAUCAUCUCGAGGGUUCUGUAGGAGAUUUUGACGACGGCGCUUUUCCACCCAGCUUUCAUGUUGCUACAUCAAACCCCAGUUUGGAACCUCUCAAACAAGCCAUCUUGACCAAGGACCGAGUCAUUAUCGAGCAACUGCCUGAGGAAUGGGCUAAGGGAUCAUUGCAUCGCGGAAAUCGCGACAUGUGUACAGAAGCUGCAGUUCUUCCGAGUAGCUUCACCAAAGCUCAAGAUGCAGAAGCCUUGCUUUUUAUUGGACUGCCCAUGCUGACACCUCUCGACGAGGCACAUAAGCAACACCUCGGGCAGGUGCAAACUGAGUUCGCUCAUGUCGUAAACACUCUGGUGGCAACCAGGGAGGCUACAUAUCGGAGAAAAGAGAAUGUCAGGCAAAAUCAAUUAGAANAAGACUUGCUUGCUAAAGAACUUGCUCUUCGUCAAAAGGAGGCAGAAAUGGCAACUACCUUGGCUGCCAAGGUUCUGACUGUGAUUGAUGAGGUCGAUGAUACUUCCGAUUGCGUACUGACAUGGAGCAGCAUAGGAUAUUUUGAGUACAAGAGUACGGGAGAGUUGGUGCGAGCCAAUGAAUGUUACUAUCGACUGAGUGGAUAUCCUCGAGACUGCCCAAGCCACGUACAACACAAAUUCCUCGACCUCAUUCAUCCAGCGGACGUGGAUUUGGUUUCGCAGGCCUGGCAUUCCAUGAUAAAUGGCCAAUGGCAAAAGUUCGAAUUGAGAUAUCGAAACGACACCGAACAAGGUCAAUGGGCGCUCGUGGCUUGUCAACCAGUCAAGGACAACAACGGAAACGUUACCUCGAUUAUUGGGGCAGUCACCGACAUCUCAGAUCAGAAGAAAAGCGAGAAAAUUGCUCUUGAUCGCGCUGNNGAAGCACUAGAACAAGCCAGAGUCAGUGAAGAGAGGUUCAAGCGAUGCAUGGAGGUUGCCCCGUUUGGAUGCAUGAUCGCCGACACCACCAAAGGAGUACAAUACGUUAAUGAAACAUGGUGGGAGCUAUCACAACACGCUCGUGUGCCGCUGGAUCAAAUCGACUGGAAUUCUGUACUUCAUGAAGAUGAUCUUGAAGUUGCAGAACAAGGUUGGCAGGCAAUGCUCCGUGGAGAACAAGUUGUUUACAAUCUGCGACUCAAAAGACUGUGGUACGACGCCGAAGGCGAACCUCGAGGCCCUGCAGAAUUAAUGGUGACGGCGCUACCUGAGUGCGAUGACACUGGCAAGGUCAUCAGGGUCAUUGGCUUCACCAUUGAUCAAUCGCAUAUACGGCAUCAAGCGAGAUUACAGCGAGCACGCAUCGAAGAGGCAACUGAGGCGAGAAAAAACCAAGAGAUGUUUUACGAUACAGUCUGUCACGAGAUUCGAAAUCCUUUGUCAGCCGUCAUUCACUCUACAGAUUCUAUAAACGACAACCUCAUUGAGAUGCGCAAACUGGUUAAUAGUCUCGCUUCUUUCAAGGUGGCAGGCUUGGACGACAGGAUAAACUGUCUCCUCAACCAUAUAUCAAGCAGUCACGAGUCUGUCGAGACCAUUACACACUGUUCUGAGCAUCAACGACGUCUGAUUUCGGACAUCCUUUCUCUCUCAAAGCUCGAUUCUCAGCUGCUUCAGAUCAAUCCUUCGCCGACCCUCGCCUUGAUUGACUCGUUUCACAAUCAGGAAACGAUAUAUGACACAGAGUCUGAGGGUCAAGACGAAUUCUAUCUAUGGUUUACAGUCACCGAUUCUGGAAGGGGUUUGUCUGCUGAGGAGAAGGCUCGCAUCUUUACCAGAGGUUCUCGCAAGACUUAUAGUGAAUACGGAGGUUCUGGCUUGGGCUUGUUCAUCUCAAGACAGCUUGUCGAGUUGAUGAAUGGACAGAUCGGCGUUUCAGCUGAGCUUGGGCACGGAAGUACAUUUGCAUUCUUUGUCAACGCACCGCUCGUGCAGCAGUUUGUCAAGGUCGACUCGAAUUCAAGCCAUCAAUCCAAUGCCGAUUCUGGCAUACAUAUACAAACGACGGAAACGCCGGAGCUAUGCUCAAAGACGACACUACUUGUCGUGGAAGGUACGGCAUAA
This is a messenger RNA of Aureobasidium musti, 2760 nucleotides long. Lineage: Eukaryota; Fungi; Ascomycota; Dothideomycetes; Dothideales; Saccotheciaceae. The record is from the annotation of a GenBank genome assembly.